Messenger RNA from Dacryopinax primogenitus, 2000 nucleotides. Its product is annotated as PIN domain-like protein. The record is from RefSeq and is a predicted model, not a curated record. The transcript is spliced from 5 exons. Bases 32 to 1942 code for a protein of 636 amino acids. Lineage: Eukaryota; Fungi; Basidiomycota; Dacrymycetes; Dacrymycetales; Dacrymycetaceae. Gene Ontology annotation, molecular function: 5'-flap endonuclease activity; 5'-3' exonuclease activity; DNA binding. Gene Ontology annotation, cellular component: nucleus; cytoplasm.
AGCGGCGGUGUGCUUAUUUCUUAGCUUCUGAAUGGGAGUUCUGGGCUUCACUCCAUUCCUACAGAAAGCUUGCCCCGAUGUCAUUAAACAUUUCCCGACACGCCUACGAGCACUUUCAGGCAAGAAAAUAGCGGUAGAUGGCAACCUGGUCACGCAAAGACUUCAUUUCGGGGCAGGAUCCCACGAGCAUGGUCAUAUCAUCGGCUGGUACAAGAUGAUCAAGGAUAUGCACGCGAACGGUGUAGGCGUGAUCACUGUUUGGGAUGGGAAGGAACGGAGCUCGGCAAAGGCCCGCGAGCAAGCGCGACGCCAAGCCACAAGGCUCCUCCAGCUCGCUCGCGGUGCCCACGAGCAAGGCCGCCUUCAUCGACUCCAGCGACUCACAGGAGCUGUGAAGAAGUACCAGCAUCUCUGCCGUGCUGAGCAGCUGCAAGUGUCCGCAGCUGUCCGCCUGGCGGUAGGUGCAGCUGCUGUAGCCCAGCUGCAUGGUCUCGCCGAUGUGAUGGAGAAGGUGCAUUCGUCAAAAUCUAUUAAACUCGCAAACGAGAUAGUGAACGACACGGAAUUGGAUUAUGCAGAGGCCGACCGAGCUCUACAAAAGGAGAUGCUGCUACACCUAUACUCGCAUGAAGAGAGGGAGGCACUGGCCUCCUUCCUCGAUCACGUCGAUCCCGAGGACGUGACAACAGUGGCGGCGGUGGACACCGCAUACGAAUCUGUACUGGAAGCACUUGCAAAUGCUUCUGAAGCAGAUGAACGACCCGCUGAUGCGAAGUGGUUCGACAUGUCGGCAGAUGAUAUGGGAGCUUACCGUUUCGGCGGUCGGGAGAAGGAUCCCAAACCAGAAGUCAUCCCAGAACCCCACACCACCCUUGGGCUCUCCUCUUCGUAUCCAGCGCCUAUCACUUCCCUUCAAUAUCCCGGUUUCUCGCCCGACACAAUUACCAAGGAGCUAACAGAACUGUAUCAAGACUUUCGGGAAACGACCCUCAAAAACAGUCCUGAGCUUUCCACCUCCCUACCUGAGGUUAUGCCGACACUUCCCCUGGCCGUCAUAGAACCAGAGCAUGUCCUACCGUCAAAAUAUCAAGCCCAGCUCACGGCGGACGAGCAGCUCUUCUGGAAGCGUCUCAUAGUCGAAGUUGCAGAAGGCAGUGUGGAGGGUGUACCGAAGUCGGAUGACGUUGCCGAUGUGGCACUCCUUGAAAAUUUGUUCAAUCGUAGUGGACAGAUGGCAUUGAGCUACGAGAAGCGGAACCGACAGCCAACAGCAGCGACAUAUGCCGAAUCCAGGCGGAUCCUGUCUGCUAUGGGUGUGCCUUGCAUCGAAGCGGAAUAUCCAUACGAGGCGGAAGCUCUUGCUGCCAGUCUUGUGAUCAACGGACUGGCUAAUUAUGUGGGCAGUGAAGACACAGACGUUCUCAUAUACGAAGCGCCCCUGUUGCGAAAUCUCACCAAUCGUCAAUUACCUCUUGCGCUCAUCUCAGGUACAGACGUUCGAAACGCCCUGCAACUAUCACGGGAGUCUUUUGUCGACUUCGCCCUAUUGCUGGGGACAGACUUUACGCAACGCGUCAAAAAUCUUGGUCCUCACACUGCGAUCAAGCUUAUCCGCACGUAUGGCUCGAUCGAGCAACUGUUGCGGUCACAAACAAAAUAUGUGCCCUCCUCACCAGGGGUAUACAUGGAGCAGAUAGAAGUAGCGCGGUUGGUGUUCUCCACUCUUCCACCAGUGCCCGACAGUGCCCCGUUUCAAGAGGGCAUAUACGACGAACAAGAGGUGCAAGCACUACUGAAAGAAUAUCAUGUUCAAGUGGCGGAUCUGGCGGAAGACAUGGGUGAUCAUACUGCUCAUGAUGGACAUCUAGGUGCCAACUACUUUGGCGACAAUCCUGUUGAUCCCUCCGGUACUUAUUGGAGCUACGGCACUAUCAUUUUGUAACGUUACACAUUUCUACGUAUCCCUAACUAUAGUAUCAAGUUCAAUUAGUAGUUUUCGU